AACAGUGUUUCAGAAAGAACCAUCGGUGACAAACGUUUCAUUUUUCUGCGGACAACAUGAGAUCUAUAUUUGUACUUUGGGGAAUUUUAUUUGCACUAUGUUUCUUCUUGCAAGUUGAAGGAGAUUGUAAUUUGGAUGGUGAGACAGUACCACCUGGUAAACAUAUUCGUAAUUGUAUAAGUUACACUUGCCAUGAAUCCGGCGCUAUUAGUGCAGUCGGCUGUGCAGCAUGGAGUUGUGCAGAAACUAUUGGAUAUAGAGAACAAGAUUUAAGUAAACCUUAUCCGGAAUGCUGUGCGGGACCCAUUUGUAAAACAUAGUUAUGCGUCAUGCUAACAUGUUACUACUAUUAAAAAAUUACUUACAAAUGAUUGGAAGAUGAAAAUGACAUCAUGUAAAGAAAUAUUUAGCAGUAAAGUAACCGUUUUAUCGAAUCUUACGUAUAUCUAAGAGAGUUAUUGCCUGAACGACAGUUAAAAUUACACUAAAGAAGCUUGCCUUGGACUGUAACAUUUACUCAUUGUCAGUGAAAUACUCAUUAAACAGGAGGAUGACUAAUCUUUA
Polistes canadensis is the source of this 564-nucleotide messenger RNA. RefSeq lists its product as uncharacterized. Lineage: Eukaryota; Metazoa; Arthropoda; Insecta; Hymenoptera; Vespidae. The record is from RefSeq and is a predicted model, not a curated record. Bases 57 to 320 code for a protein of 87 amino acids. The transcript is spliced from 3 exons.